Molecule: messenger RNA, 1594 nt
Organism: Hevea brasiliensis (rubber tree)
Lineage: Eukaryota; Viridiplantae; Streptophyta; Magnoliopsida; Malpighiales; Euphorbiaceae
Product: kelch repeat-containing protein At3g27220
Exons: 7
Coding region: 74-1375 (433 amino acids)
Molecular function (GO): protein binding
Source: RefSeq, a predicted model, not a curated record
CCCGAGUAAAAUUGGGCUUUCGUCCGAAUAUAUACACAUCCAAUCGGAAUCCAGACAUAGAUGGUGAUGUGAGAUGGUCCGGGCACCAGGGAAGCAGAAAUCCACCAGAUUGGUGUUACUGUGUGUGGGACUGUUAGGGUUUGGCGUUAUCGCUAAUUAUAUCUGGGCGUCUUCUCCCCUUCUCUCCAAGUGGUCUGCUGUUGAUAAUUCUUUCACCAAAUUAAUAAUCCCCAGAGAGGAAGAUCCAGUUCAGGAUGCUACAUUACCACCCUUUAAGGGAGAAGCUGACAAAGAAAAGAAGAAGAAGAAAAGCAAAGAUAAGGAUGUUCCUGACAGAUUCCUAUCAGCAACAUUUGCUGAUUUGCCUGCACCAGAAUUAAAAUGGGAGAAAAUGGCUCCUGCACCUGUGCCGCGUCUAGAUGGGGCUGCAAUACAGAUUAAGAAUCUUCUAUACGUGUUUGCUGGAUAUGGAACAAUCGAUUAUGUGCAUUCUCAUGUUGAUAUUUACAAUUUUACGGAUAACACAUGGGGAGGGAGAUUUGAUAUGCCUAAAGAAAUGGCACAUUCACACUUGGGAAUGGUGACAGAUGGUAGAUACAUUUAUGUUGUCACAGGACAAUAUGGUCCACAAUGUAGAGGGCCAACAGCUCGUACAUUUGUGUUAGAUACUAAGACAAAGCAAUGGCAGGAUAUGCCACCUCUACCAGCACCUAGAUAUGCACCUGCUACUCAACUUUGGAGAGGUAGACUCCAUGUGAUGGGUGGCAGCAAGGAAAAUCGGCACACUUCAGGAGUGGAGCAUUGGAGUCUUGCUGUAAAGGAUGGCAAAGCGUUAGAAAAUGAGUGGAGGACAGAGAUACCGAUACCUCAUGGACGUGGAGGCCCUCAUAGGGCUUGUAUUGUGGUUGAUGAUCGGCUUUUUAUCAUUGGCGGUCAAGAAGGAGAUUUUAUGGCAAAACCUGGAUCACCUAUUUUCAAGUGCUCACGUAGGAAUGAGGUAGUAUAUGACAAUGUUUACAUGCUGGAUGAUGACAUGAAGUGGAAAGUUUUACCUCCCAUGCCAAAGCCUGAUUCUCACAUUGAAUUUGCUUGGGUGAUUGUUAAUAAUUCCAUUGUUAUUUCUGGAGGCACCACAGAGAAACACCCCAUAACUAAAAAGAUGGUCCUGGUUGGUGAAGUCUUCCAGUUUAACCUAGGCACACUGAAGUGGUCAGUCAUUGGCAAACUUCCAUUUCGUGUGAAAACUACACUGGUUGGAUUCUGGAAUGGAUGGCUGUAUUUUACCUCUGGACAGCGAGACAGAGGUCCAGAUGAUCCAACACCUAAGAAGGUCAUUGGAGAUGUGUGGAGAACGAAAUUGAAACUAAACUCAUGAUCAUUAGUAUUAUUAAUACUCUUUGCAUUGAUUUUCAAUCAUUUCUAAUCUUUUGUCUUGUAAGAUUAAAUAUAAUUUUUUUGCCAGUUUUGUCUUUUGAUUUAUAAUUUUCUUUUCCAGGUAAAAGGAACGAGGGGAGAGUAUAGUUUCUCCCUGCUGGCUUGUAUAAACUUCAUAAUGUUUUCAUUCGAGUAAAAUUGAAGUUGGUUUUCGUUUUAA